Messenger RNA from Neohortaea acidophila, 1509 nucleotides. RefSeq lists its product as uncharacterized. The transcript has 2 exons. Lineage: Eukaryota; Fungi; Ascomycota; Dothideomycetes; Mycosphaerellales; Teratosphaeriaceae. The record is from RefSeq and is a predicted model, not a curated record. Bases 1 to 1509 code for a protein of 502 amino acids.
AUGGGUCUCUUCUCCCGCAAAACCUCCUCCAAGAGCGCAAACGACAUCCCCAGCCAAUCCAACAACAGCGGCACCCAGCACUCCCAGCCUCUUCCCAGAUCCAGCGGCCGCGCCAGCAUGAAACCCAGCAAUUCCAUCGAGACCGCGAGUCCUGCACACAAUGUCUCGCUGCCUAAGCCGCCGGACGCCAGCCGCGAUCCCGCUGGCUACCUGCGGAGCAUUCACGCGGUGCGCGAGCGGAGCGCGCUGGUGUUUGAGAAAGCGAGGGCGAAUCAGUUGCGCCAUUUUGACGUGGACAUGGCCAAGUUUGCGGAGACGGCGAGGUUUGUGACGGCGAUUAUCAAGCGAGACUUCGACCCGAAUUAUUCCAGCAUACCACCCCAUGGCCGAUGGCAGCAUUUCGACGUCGGAGGGCAACCCCGUGUCGAUCAACUUCUCGCUUCUUGGCCUGAUUCGAUCGAUGCCCUGGAACGGACGCGACGUCUGAUUGACCUGUUCCUUGUGUCUGUACUGCUUGACGCCGGCGCUGGGACAGAAUGGCAGUACAAAUCGACUGAGAGUGGCAAGGUGUUCAAGCGGAGCGAAGGACUGGCUGUUGCGAGUCUGGAGAUGUUUAAGACGGGUCUCUUCUCCAGCAAUCCCAGUCAGCCCUUCCAGGUCGAUAGUGCAGCUUUGAAGAAGCUUUCCAUCGAGCGCAUGGCGAAGGGCUUGCAGGUUACCGCCGAGAACCCGAUCGAAGGCUUGGAAGGACGGACGAGUCUUCUCAUCCGCCUCGGCGACUCUCUACUCAACAAGCAAAUCUUCGGGGAGGAUGCACGGCCUGGCAACAUGUUGGACUACCUACUCAACCACCCCACCACGCAAGUUUCGUCCACCCCGAUCGUUCCUCUCCCGACGCUCUGGACUACUCUGAUGGACGGCCUGUCCGCAAUCUGGCCCAACACGAGGACGCAGAUCGAUGGUGUGCCACUCGGUGAUGCUUGGCCUUGCACAUCCAUGCCAUCGAACCCAGCCCAACCAUGGGAAAACAUUGUGCCUUUCCACAAGCUGACCCAAUGGCUGACGUACUCCCUAAUGGUACCCAUGCAAAAGAUGGCCAACGUGCAUUUCAUCGGUGUCGAACUCAUGACCGGUCUCCCAGAGUACCGCAACGGCGGUCUGCUGGUAGACACCGGCCUCCUCACUCUGAAGCACGAAGACCUGCAGCGCGGCUUGGAGCAAUACCACAUGAACGCCACACGACAGGGCCAGCCGAAGGUGGAAGUCGUCCCACUAUUCACCGCGGACGACGAUGUGAUUGUCGAAUGGCGCGCCGUCACCAUCGGCUUCCUGGACAUGCUCCUCGACGAAGUCAACAGCAUGCUCGGCCUCAGCGGCAGCAAGAAGCUCAACUUGGCGCAAAUGCUCGAAGCCGGAACGUGGAAGGGAGGCAGAGAGCUGGCGGAGGUCUCGCGGCCGAACACCAAGGAGCCGCCGAUCAUGAUUCUGUCCGACGGCACGGUGUUCUAG